AUUACAAAUACUACAGAAGGUCUGCAAGCAGUUAAUAUGCAUUGCUCACACUCACUGUUGCUCCAAGUUUGAUAGAUAUGGGGUUCGACUUCUUCCCCAUUUGACUGCUCAUGCUAAAGCCUAUCUUGGAGACUUUGCGGGGUGCUGGUGGGUCUGCUGAGGACUCUUCCUCAUCUUCAGGUGGCGGUACUGCACCUAAAAGCUGUUUGCCACCCAUUAAACAAAAGAAGAAGCAGAAGAAGAAGAAGCAGAAGAAGACAGCAAGCUAACAGCAAGCUAACAUGGCCCUUAAAAGCUUGGCGUUAAACAAUGUACCAGUCAAGAUGGGGCAGACCCUGUGCAUAUGCUCCCGUGGCUCCAUCACCAUUGAUAACAAAAAAUAUUACUUUGUUCAGAAACUAGACGAAGGUGGGUUCAGUUAUGUUGAUCUGGUAGAGGGGGUAAAGGAUGGGCGCUUCUAUGCCCUGAAGAGGAUCCUGUGCCAUGACCGUGAAGGCCGUCAGGAGGCUCAGACUGAGGUGGAGAUGCAUCAGGUGUUUAAUCACCCCAACGUCUUGAGCCUGGUUGCACACACCUUUGUUGAUCGUGGAGGCAAGACUGAAGCCUGGUUACUCCUGCCUUAUAUUAGAAAAGGCAGUCUGUGGACUGUUCUGGAGAAGCUAAGAGACAAGGGGAGCUCAAUGCCUGAAAAGCAGAUUUUGCAAAUCUUGCGUGGCAUAUGCUCUGGACUCAAGGCCAUUCAUGAAAAAGGCUAUGCACACAGAGACCUGAAGCCCACAAAUGUGCUCCUGGAUGAGGAUGACAGGCCAGUUCUGAUGGACCUGGGCUCUAUGAACCGUGCCAGGAUUGAGGUUAGAGGAACCAGAGAAGCCAUGACCAUACAGGACUGGGCAGCCCAGCGGUGCACCAUUUCCUACAGGGCUCCUGAACUCUUCAAUGUAGAGAGCCACUGCAUUAUAGAUGAGCGCACUGAUAUCUGGUCACUUGGCUGUGUGCUUUACAGCAUGAUGAUGUUAGAGGGGCCGUAUGACAUGGUAUUUCAGAGGGGGGACAGUGUUGCCCUGGCUGUCCAGAAUCCAGUGGCCAUCCCACUGUCUUGCAGUUACUCUGAGGGCCUGCAGAUGCUCCUCAGCUCCAUAAUGGUGUCGAAUCCCCAGGAGAGACCAAACAUCAACUGGGUUCUUGACCAGGUACAGGACCUGCAGAGUCGCAGCCCCAACAUCCAAACCAAUAUGGUCUGAUCUUGCACGGUGCACUGGGUGUGGGGUCUUGGAGACCUUUGCACACAUAAAUUAAUUUUCUUAUUUUGAGCUAUUUCUUUUAUUUAUUGACUUUAGUGUAAAGCCUAGGUACAAACUUUCACUCAGCUUGGAGAGCUUGGCAACAGUAUCAGCUUUUUUCUUGAAUGAAUGAAAUUAUUCUUCUAGUCCUUAAAAACUUACCAAACAAUAUGAAGAAUCUGAAAGGUAAAUUGAAAAAUGUAAUUUGACCCUGCAAUGUGAUGCUUUUGGCAACAGUCAAAUGUUGUUUCUAAUAAUUAAGUGGCUUUAUCUUGUAAUCUUAAAGGGAUAGUUCAACAUUUUGAAAAAUAUGCUUAUUCGCUUUGCCAAACUUUCCGGUGGAUGAAAGCUACCUGAGUUCAAUACAUAUCAGAUUGCAUUCCCUACCAAGAAGGAAUAUGGUCCAAUUCCCUUCAUUUUUUAUCUUUUUCCUAAGUUUUGUGUGUGGUUACACAUGUGUGCUGUAAUCCUCAAUAUACAACAUAGCCUUCAGCUUUUCUCCACACCUUCCCUCACACUGUUUGUCUCUUCUGGGGAAAAAUUAAGAGGCAGAGUGCUCCUCACCUGCAAUGCUGCAUUUGAACACACAGAGGUGCUCCACCAUCACAGUCCCCUUCUCCACAAAUUGACAUGGAGAUUGACCAUGUUUCUGUCUGUACAGUUGAUAAUGUGUGAAUGGACUCUUUGUAAAACACAGCAAAGAGUAUCUGCUUAAACAAAAAGAAAGAAAUCUUCAAGGAGAAGGGAUCAGGUGUUACUGUUCUACACCUAACAGUAGGUAAUUAACUUUUAAUCAGUUGAAGGAGUGACUUAGAAAUAUUUUUAACUGUAAGUAAAAGUCAUUGUCAUAUCUGCCAUUGCAGUUUAACCUUUUCUUUCUUUUUUUUUACUUCACUUUUCUCUGUAUUGUGUUUUUAAACUGAAUUUUCCAUUUCAGCUACGCCUGUGUUUAAUUCUGGAUUUCCUGUCGUGCGAAUGUGGUCUCACACUUUUGUUCUCUCAGGGUUCACCCACAUCUCAAAGGGUCUGACAGUAUAAAGUAGUAGACCUAAAUGGUACCUUUAAAACUAUAAUUAGAUAAAAUAAUACUUGGGCAUUUGAGUUAAGAUGAAUGCUUUUGUGACUCUGUAAUGCAGUGAUAUUGGACCAUAUUAGAACAAAAAAGAUUCCUUGAUAGGUAACUUCAUACAGUUCAUUGUUGGAAUGGUAAUUCACAUACUGUUUAAAUAUAUUAUCUUUUUAAUGCUAAGUUUGGAUAUGUCAAAUGACUAUGACUCUUUGUGUGGUUGUUAAUGGAGAAUUGAUACUGGUAUCACGCCGCUGGUAAACUAAGGACAUUUUUAAAGUGUACUGGUGAAGUUCACGUAUAAUAAUAUGUAAGAGUGUGUUAUUUGAUUAUGGAAAAUUCUGUUGAAAUUAUGUUUCAUCUCUUAUUUACUGCACAGUAAAGGAUAUAUAAAUAAUACAUAUGUAGCAGUCUGUAUACAAUUUUUAAUACAACUGUGAAAUAAAAGGCAUCCUACAUUAA
Molecule: messenger RNA, 2808 nt
Organism: Siniperca chuatsi (mandarin fish)
Lineage: Eukaryota; Metazoa; Chordata; Actinopteri; Centrarchiformes; Sinipercidae
Gene: stk16
Product: serine/threonine kinase 16
Exons: 9
Coding region: 282-1241 (319 amino acids)
Biological process (GO): protein phosphorylation
Cellular component (GO): cytoplasm; Golgi apparatus
Molecular function (GO): protein serine/threonine kinase activity; ATP binding
Source: RefSeq, a predicted model, not a curated record